Saccharomyces eubayanus is the source of this 2841-nucleotide messenger RNA. It is a transcript of the gene INP51, whose product is annotated as phosphoinositide 5-phosphatase INP51. Bases 1 to 2841 code for a protein of 946 amino acids. Gene Ontology annotation, biological process: phosphatidylinositol dephosphorylation. The record is from RefSeq and is a predicted model, not a curated record. Gene Ontology annotation, molecular function: phosphatidylinositol-4,5-bisphosphate 5-phosphatase activity; phosphatidylinositol-3,5-bisphosphate 5-phosphatase activity. Gene Ontology annotation, cellular component: cytoplasm; membrane. The transcript has a single exon. Lineage: Eukaryota; Fungi; Ascomycota; Saccharomycetes; Saccharomycetales; Saccharomycetaceae.
AUGAAACUGUUCAUCGGUAGAAAAACACGUUCGGUUGUCAUCUCUUCCAAUAAUUACUGUUUAUCGUUUCAACGACUGCGCAGCAUACCAGGAGCCAGUUCCCAGCAGCGUCAACUAAGUAAAAAUCCUAGCGUAACUAUAAAAUCUUUCCCUGAUACAGACCUCUCAAAUGAUAAUAACUAUAUCGAAGUCAAAAGCUGCAUAUUCAAUGGGUUAUUGGGGCUUGUGUGUCUCAAUGGUGAUAUAUAUGUCGCCGUUAUAUCUGGUGUCCAGAAUGUUGGAUUUCCUAGAUGGAAAUUAGUAGAUCACCAAGUAAGGCCGUCAGAGAACAUUUAUAAAAUAUUAGAUGUCGAUUUUUACAGUUUAGAAAAUGACGUUUUUGAUUACCUCCUUUAUGAAAGGUCAGAACAAAACUACGAUAAAUUGAUCCACGAACAUCCCUGUGGUCCCUUGAAGAAACUGUUUAGUGAUGGAACAUUUUAUUAUUCUAGAGAUUUCGACAUCUCAAACAUCGUAAAAAACCACGGUUCAUCACAUAACUUGGAAUACACUGUGGAUAACCAAGAUUUAUCCUUCAUUUGGAACGCUAAUUUGGCUAGUGAGGUUAUCAAUUGGAGAAGUAAAAUUUCGAAUGAAGAGAAACAACUCUUUGCAAAUGCGGGUUUCUUAACGUUUGUUAUUCGAGGUUAUUGCAAGACAGCGUUAAUAGAAAACGGCCCAAAUACAGCCUCCAUAACUAUCAUUUCCAGGAUCUCAACUGAAGGUAAGCAGGAUACGCUCGAAUUAGAGGGCAUUAGUGAAGACGGAAAGAUUUCCUUGUUUGUCGAAACUGAAAUUGUGGUAACCACAGAAAAGUUCAUUUUUUCCUACACUCAAGUAAACGGAAGCAUUCCUCUUUUUUGGGAAUCUGUGGAAAGUCAGCUGUUGUAUGGGAGGAAAAUCAAGAUAACGAAGGAUCCUAUCGAAGCUCAAGGAGCCUUUGACAGGCAUUUUGAUAAUCUAACAUCAAAGUACGGUGUCGUUAGUAUUGUUAAUAUUAUAAAACCGAAAAGCGAGUCACAAGAAAAGCUAGCACUGACAUACAAGGAUUGCGCUGAAUCAAAAGGAAUAAAAAUAACAAAUAUAGAAUACAGCUCUAGUGUUCUAACGAAAUCUCCCCAUAAACUGCUUUAUUUGCUAAAACAAGAUAUUUACGAGUUCGGCGCCUUUGCGUAUGAUAUCUCCAGGGGCAUCUAUUUUGCAAAACAAACGGGUGUGAUAAGAAUAAGUGCAUUUGAUUCAAUUGAAAAACCCAACACAGUUGAAAGGUUAGUGAGCAAGGAAGUCCUUGAGUUGACUACCAAUGAAAUCGAUGUAUUUGAGCUUACUUCUCCAUUCUUAGAUGCCCAUGAUAAGCUGUGGUCAGAAAACUAUUACUGGCUUGAUCGAACAUACACCAAGCAUACAAAGAGUUCUGGAAAGUACACGAAAGUUUAUUCGAAAUUGUUUGGUUCGCGAGUUAGAUUAUACGAUCCGCUACACAUCUACAUCUCUCAGCACUUAAAGCAACUAAGGACAAAAUAUACCUUUGAGAAAGAUAUCUCAAUAUUUGCAGGGACAUUUAACAUAAGUGGGAAAAUCCCUAAAGAUGAUAUAAAGGAUUGGAUUUUUCCAAAGUCAAUGUCUACGGAUGAUGAAAUGGCUGAUCUUUAUGUGAUAGGAUUGGAAGAGGUGGUGGAACUUACCCCUGGCCACAUCCUUGCUACGGAUCCAUACGUCCGCCAAUUUUGGGAAAAGAAGAUACUGACUUUAUUAAAUGGGCCUGGACGUAAAAAGAAAUAUGUUCGUUUAUGGAGCACGCAGUUGGGUGGUAUUUUGCUUCUCUUAUUCAUGAAAGAGACAGAAUAUUCGAAAGUCAAGCAUAUCGAAGGGGAUGUAAAAAAAACCGGCUUUGGUGGGAUGGCUUCGAAUAAAGGAGCCGUCGCAGUCAGUUUCAAAUAUUCCGCUACAAAGUUUUGCGUACUGGUGUCACAUUUAGCGGCAGGGUUAGAAAAUGUUGAACAGAGACACAAUGACUAUAAAACAAUCGCAAAAAGCAUUCGAUUUUCAAGAGGACUACGAAUAAAGGACCAUGACGCAAUUAUUUGGAUGGGUGAUUUCAAUUACAGGAUAUUGAUGUCAAAUGAAGAUGUUAGGCGAAAAAUUGUUUCUAAAGAGUAUGCCGGUUUAUUUGAAAAAGAUCAGCUUAAUCAGCAAAUGAUAGCCGGUGAAUCAUUCCCUUAUUUCCACGAAAUGGCAAUCGAUUUCCCGCCUACCUAUAAAUUUGAUCCUGGUACAAAAAACUAUGAUACCAGUGAAAAAAUGAGGAUACCAGCUUGGACUGACCGGAUUCUAAGCAGAGGAGAAGUAUUAAAACAAUUGGAAUAUAGAUGUUGUGAAGAUAUCGUGUUUUCCGAUCAUCGACCAGUAUAUGCAACAUUCAGGGCCAGAGUGACUGUGGUUGAUGAACAAAAAAAGACUACUCUGGGUACACAAAUCUACGAGAGAAUUAUGGAAAAAUUAGAAGGGUUGGAUGAUGAUGAGAAAAUUGCAGUUCUAAGUGAUGACGCAUUUGUUAUUGACAGUAUUGAGGGCAACGAUGCGAUAGCUGGGCCUACGCACUCUCCAACACCAAUUCCUGAACCGAAAAGAGGCAGAAAAUUACCACCACCUAGUUCAGACUUGAAAAAAUGGUGGAUCGGGAACGGGAAGCAGGUUAAAGUGGUUCUUGACGUGGACCCAGAAGUUUAUAUGAUCAACCCAGAGAGGGAUCCCAACCCUUUUAUCGAGAACGAAGAUGAAACGCUUUUUAUAGAAAGAUAA